Messenger RNA from Haliotis rubra (blacklip abalone), 9406 nucleotides. RefSeq names its product telomerase protein component 1-like. Gene Ontology annotation, biological process: telomere maintenance via recombination. The record is from RefSeq and is a predicted model, not a curated record. Gene Ontology annotation, cellular component: telomerase holoenzyme complex. Gene Ontology annotation, molecular function: protein binding; telomerase RNA binding; telomerase activity. Lineage: Eukaryota; Metazoa; Mollusca; Gastropoda; Lepetellida; Haliotidae.
GUCAGACGAAAUACAUCCGAAAUAAGGUUUGAUAAAACAGUUUUUGUAUGAAAAUCAUUAAUCAACAGUGCAUGAUCUGACAAGGGACGACAUUCUUGUCGGCUUCCUGACAACGAGUUGAAUAACAAAUCCCGUUAUUUGACCAUAAGAGGUGUUGAGCGCAGAAACUGGCAAUGGAUAAUAUAAUUUCAGCGGAAGGCUAUAUUGCCGACACAAUGUCGCGAGAACGUGACAAACUUUCUACCCAGAAUCCUCUUCUGACCAAGUGGAAGCUGGAUGUCCCUACAGGUUUAAAAGGAGGACUUGGCGGGUCAAGUCUACUCUCGACAUCCAAAACUGCUGAUGCAGGUCGUAAGCGGAAAGGAAAUGAUUCCUCUGAUGUUGAUAAAAAGAAGACAAAAGACACAUCGUUUGCUACCCAGAGUUCUCUUCUCAGCACAGAGCUGACCCAGAAAUUAACACUAUCGUCCAGCUUGACUGGCAGCAGUUUACUGUCCGGCAGUAGCCUACUGUCUGGUGGACUGUUAACAAGUUCUUUAACAAAAACACUGUUUGUUAAAUCUACAAGAACUAAAGAUGACCAUAAUGAAAAAUCGAGCGAAAGCUCGUUGGAAAAAAACCCAAAGAAAGUGAAAUCUACAAGGGCUGAUGGACCUUCAAAGAGACAGUCAAUUGAGGUCAAGGACAAAGGAAGGAAGGUGUCCAAGUUGUCCAAGGCCGCCAAACUGCCCAAAGAGAAGUCCAAGGAACCAGGAUUCAACUACAAGGCGUACGAGACCAGCUACCCAGAUUACAACUUUGCUGGGAUGUAUGCUGGGGAGAGUUUUGAAGUGCCGAGCUUCAUGCCGCCAGACAAGGAUGUUAGAGUCAGCAAACACCUUGUGGCAGCGCCACUCUGUGAUGUGAACGGCUUGAAGCAUGCAUUUAUCAAUGCUGUAAGUUCAUCCCUUAUCUGCGCACCGAACUUCAAGGAUUCCAAGGACAAGGCCAGAAUUGACCUCAUUGCCAUGUCAGAGAAGGUCACGACCUAUGACCCAGAGUUUCUUCUGAAGGUUGCCUUACACACAAGAAAAGGUUUGAACAUCCGAACUACAGCCAACUUUUUGCUGGCACUGGCUGCAAAUGUAAAGUUGUGUCGCCCAUACAUGAGAAAAUAUUUCUCUGCUGCCAUCAACCUGCCCUCCGACUGGAUUGAAGUGGCAGAAAUCUACCAGGCAUUCCAUGAUGAUGGCCUGACAUUCGGGGCACUCCCUGCAGCCUUGAGACGAGUUAUGGUGGCAAAGUUUCCAGAUUUUGACAAAUACCAGCUUGCGAAAUACAACAAAGAUUCAUCCAAGAAGAAGAAGAAGAAGGGAGGAGACCAAGGUUUCCGGGGCAGAGGAAGGGGAAGAGGCAGAGGAAGAGGAAGGGGUGGUGUGAUGGGAGUGGGGAUGGUGGGUCAGAAGAGCACCUUGUUUGACAGUGACAGCGAUGAAGGUGACAGUGAGGAUGAAAGCAAGAAGCCACGGAGACAACUGAGUGAUGUGAAUUACGAUGAGGACAGCGACACUGAGGAAGCCUUGGAACAGAAGACGUUUUCCCUGAAACAGCUGAUCAGAAAGUUGCACAUAAAGGAGCCCGUAGAGCAUGUCAUGUGUCUCAUCGGCAAGAAGUACCCAUCCACACUGGAAGAGUUUUAUGCAAGUCGUCUACCUGGGACUUGGGAGGAGGAGAGAUCUGGCAAGAGGAUGAAGCUCCCUGUGCCCGAGACCUGGGAAACACAGGUGUCCAUGAAGGGCAACAAGGCAGCUGUCUGGGAGGACCUGAUUGAUCACAAGAAGCUGCCAUUCAUGGCUAUGUUACGGAACUUGAGGAACCUGAUCAAAGCAGGCAUCUCGCCUAAACACCACAACAGCAUCCUGUUUAGGCUGACCAAUGAGCGUCAAGUCAUCAACAGCAAACAGUUCCCGUUCCGAUUCUUCUCAGCAUACGAAGUGCUCACACAGUUGGAGAAUGACUAUGAGAAAAACCAAAAAGACAUUAUUCACGAUGCUGAGAACAAUGCUAUGGCAUCAGGGGUAACUCGCGGAGGUAUCCGAGGCCGUGGUCGAGGUCGUGGAAGCAGAGGUCGUGGGGCCGCAGGAAAGGACAAAUGGUGGAUGAACAGGAAGGAUAAAAAAAAAGCAGCAAGUGAGGUUGCAUAUGACAAGAACCUGAUAGUGCGGUACCGCAAGGCCCUGGACACAUCGGUCAAGAUCGCCACGGUCUACAAUGUUCAACCAAUCAGAGGGCGGACAAUCAUCUUCUGCGACAUUGGCAGUGAGAUGAAAAUACCAUGCACUGCAGCGAAGGGACUUGGCAAACCGAGAAUGAUGGAUGAGGUCGCUGUUCUGCUGGGUCUGAUGUGUAAGCACUCCUGUGAGGAGUGUAUGUUGGUGGCCUACAACGACACCCACUAUGCAACCAUCGACAUCGCUAAGGGCACCAUCCUGGACAACAUGGCCACUGUACUUAAUUCUCCCAUAUCUGAGAUGAGUGGGCGACAACCGCUGACAAAGGGGCUGCCAUUCCAAGUGCUUGUGGAAGUGCUCCGAGACAGAAUACAGGUGGACAAUCUGAUUAUCCUGAGUGGUGGAAUUAAUCCCACUUCGGACAAAGGUCAAGUGAUGUCCGAUUUCCUGAAGAUGUAUCGCCAGGUGGUCAACCAGAACCUGCUGUACUGCAGUGUGUCAUUCGCAGGGAGGAACACCGGGUUUGCACAGGACAUCAAACCAGAGCAUGACAAUGACAUCUACAUCACUGGCUAUAGUGACCAAAUUCUCAGAUUUAUUGCUGAACGUGGAGAUGGAGGUCAGUUACUCCAUGUUGAGAACAUUGAUGAGGCAUUCAACUUGAAGAAUGUUCUGGUGACUGCCCUUGAGAAGGUCGACAAGGCUCAGGUCAAGGUCAAUCCAGAGAGGGUGCUGCCAAUCUCAGCACAGAUGCCCAGAUGGCGAACAGCCAGGGUGUUCAUCUCUUCAACGUUCAGGGACAUGCAUGGGGAACGCGACCUUCUGACUCGAUUUGUGUUCCCCGAGCUGCGGGAGCGGGGACGAAAACACUUCAUCAACGUGUACGAGGUGGACCUCAGGUGGGGGGUCACAGAGGAGCUGACCAAACUCAACAGGACCUUGGACCUUUGUCUUCAGGAGCUGACCAAAUGUCAGUUCUUCAUCGGUAUGCUUGACCGAUAUGGCUGGGUUCCCGACAAGUAUGAGGUUCCUGACACUGCUGAGUUCGACUGGGUCCGUGACUACCCGCCUGGAGCAUCUGUAACAGAACUGGAGAUGCAUUCAGCAGCAUUGUCCAAACCCAACGAAGUCCGCGAGAGAUGCUUCUUCUACAUCCGAGACAGCACGUUUGAAAGAGAUGUCCCUAAGGAGUUUGUUACUGAUUUCGCAACUGAGAAUGAGGUCAGCAGAGAGAAAUUGGCGCGUCUGAAGACUCGUGUCCGAUCAAGUGGCCUGGAGGUUUAUGAUGACUAUCCCUGCACCUGGGGUGGUACUGUGGACCAGAAGCCCAUCACCAGCGGACUCAACAACUUUGGGAUCCGAGUUCUCAACAACUUGUGGACAGCCAUUCAAAACCAGUAUCCAGAUGAGGAAGCCAUGCUGGAUGAAGACACUCACAUUGCCAAGCUACACCGAGCAUUUGUGGACAGUCGCCAGUCUCAGUUCAUUGGUCGGAAGACGCUGAUCAAGGAGUGCAUCAACAAGAUCGUGGAGAUACAGUCGGGUGUCAUCACGCUGGCUGGAAAACCUGGAUCAGGGAAAACGUCACUCGUGGCCUCCCUAAUUCACUCCUACCUUGAGUCCAAGUUCUGUGACAGCGCUGCGACUGUUCUGGUGCACAUGGUUGGCGCUGCUCCUGGUUCCCAGAAUAUCAUGGCUACCAUCAAGAGGCUAUGUCACGAGAUCAACCGACUGUUUGGUCUGCAGGCUGAGAUACCAGAAGACUUCAAGAACCUGGCAGUGAAGUUUGGCGAGCUGUUGAAGGAAGCAGGGAAGGUGUGUGGCUCCACCAUGGUGGUGGUGAUGGAUGGGCUGGACCUGAUGGACAAUGUCCACCAACCAUACAACAUGGAGUGGCUCCCCAACCCAGUGCCUGAGAACGUGGUGUUUGUGCUGUCUGUGGUGAACAAUGAAAAGUGCCACAAGUCUCUGCAACGUCUCGACACGCAGGAGAUCGUCAUCGGUGCCCUUGAUGUGUUUGAUAAGGCUGAGGUUGUCCGAUCCACCCUGCUAGAACAUCGCAAGACACUCAGCGAGACACCAUUCAACAAUCAGCUGAAACUCAUCACAUCGAAGAAGGAAGCCAGCAAUCCCCUCUACCUUAAACUGGCCUGUGAGGAACUCAGAGUUUUGGGUGUCUUUGAGCAGAUAUCCACCAAGUUGAAGUCGCUGCCCCACACGACCCCCCAGCUGCUGCAGGAGGUGCUGGCCAGAUUGGAGACUGACCACGGCCAGGCUGUUGUGGCUACUGCCCUCUCUCUACUUGUCUGUUCCAGAGACGGGCUACCAGCAGAGGAUCUUCGAGAACUGCUCACAUGGUGGAAUAUACUGGGAAGUAAGAAGUUUGAUGUCAAUGACUUUAUGAACAUUGACGUUGAUAUGGAGGACCUCAUGCCCCCGGCCUCCUUCUCCUACCUCUGCCGCUCGAUCCAGACUUUCCUCAACCCAAGUGGAGCAUGGAGCACCUGCCUGUCACUGGCCCAUACAGAGAUAAUGAAUGCUGUCCGUCACCGCUAUCUACGAGGUGUUGCUGCAGACAAAGAACUCAACCUGCAUAAACUCCUUGCAGGCUACUACCUCCGCCAGGCUGACCCUGAGAAAACAGGAACCUGGACAGCACACACGCGCGCCUUCAGUGAGCUGCCCUACCAUCUGGCUGCAAGUGGAAGCUUCACUGACCUGAAGCUGAUACUGUGUGACCUUCACUUCAUCCAUGCUAAGUGUAAACUUGGCCUCGCUGCCCAGCUCAUGGAUGACUUUGUUGCAAAAGUGUCCACUACCAACAAGACCUUGGAGAAGGAGCAAACCCGUUUCCAGGCGGUGCCGAGAGUUCAGCAGUAUGCAUCAUUCGUGUCACGCAAUCUACACAUUCUGGCCAGUCACCCAGCCUUGACCUGGCAGCAGGCUGUGAAUGAACCUGAUACAUCGGAGGUGUGUGUUGACGCCAAGACCCUGAGUGAGGACAACAGCUACAUGGAGUGGAGCAACAAGCCGUCACAGACGGACCCCUGCUACCUCAACAUCAGCAACCUGCCACAGCCCUCAACAUGUGUGACCGUGUCAAGUGACAGCGAGUACUUCGCUACAGGUGGGAUGGACUGCCUCGUCAGGCUGUACAACAUGGACACUGGCAAGGAGAUCCGCUCAUUCCGAGGACAUGCUGACGCCAUUGCUGACGUGUGUUUCGUAGGGAAAGGAGUACUGUGCAGUGCAUCACUUGACAACACCUUGUGUCUCUGGCAUGUGGAAGAUGGACACAGAAUUGCCGUACUGAAGAGUCACCAGCGUCGGGUCAACUCGUGCACGUCUGACCAGUCCGGUAAACUGCUAGCAUCUGGCGGGUGGGACUGUCAGAUCAAGGUGUGGAACACCAGCACCACGGAGAUCGUCUGCCACCUGAAUGCAGAGAGCCCGGUCAACUGUGUGGACUUCCACCCCGAGGGUCAGCUGAUUGUUGCUGGCGGCUGGGACUCCACACUCAAGAUCUUUGAUGUCUUUCAUAAACAGAGAAAGGCUGUAUUGCGAGGUCACAGUUCAUCUGUGCGCGACGUGGCCUACUCCCCGUCCGGCAGACAUAUUGCCUCAGCAGCGCUGGAUGGUGAUGUCAAGAUCUGGUCUGCUACAAAUGGUUCUCAAGUCGGAAACAUUUGUGGUCAUUCCCUGCCAAUCAACAAACUGACCUUCACCCCUACAGGGAAGGAACUGGUCACUGUCAGUGAUGACCAUAAGAUCAAGGUGUGGUCAGGACACCUGGGAAUUCCCCUACACUGUCUUGGGUCUGAGAAGAAUGGACCGGUCACUUCAGUAGCACUCUCUCCGCAAGGAGAUCUGGUUGCCACACACGCAGGAUACCACGAGGGCCAUGCCCGAGUCUUUGAUGUCAACACAGGCAUGCAGCUAGCGGAGGUGAAGCAUCACAGUGCAGCAGUGAGAGCUCUAACUUACAGUCGGGACGGACGCUAUGUCUUCACAGGCGCUGACGACAACAUGGUGCUGAUGCUGGAUGGAACCACCGCCACUAAAGCAGCAUCUCUGGAGGGACACACCAUGCCGGUCCUGUGUGUGACAGUCACUGCCAAGUACGUGGCUACCUGCGGAGAGGACUUCACCUGUCUUAUCUUUUCCUCUCCCCGGGAGUGCAAGAAAGCUCUAAGACCGUCCCCAAUGGCCACUCUGAAGGGUCACACUGCCCCAGUGACCAGCUGCUCCUUCAACUCAAACCAGACCAAACUGGCUACAGCCAGUCGAGAUGCAUCUGUGAUGAUAUGGGACAUGUUCCAAGUGUUGCUGGACCCUGACGCCACGGCAGAGAGGACUCUUCAUGCCUGCCACAAUGACUGGAUCAACUCCUGCAGGUGGUCCAACAUCGGCGACUUCCUGGUAACAGGAUCCAAUGAUUUCAACCUGAAGGUGUGGGAUGUGAACACCGGAACGGAGAAGAAGAAAAUGACUGGUCACAUGUCUGCAGUCAAUUCAGUGGCAUACCAGUACGGAUGUAUCGUGUCAGCGUCUAGUGACGGUCAUGUGAAGGUCUGGUCACACAAGGGAACAGAGAUCACCACCCUGCUCGGACACAUACAGAGGGUCAACAGCUGUGACAUCGUGGUGAAGGUCAAACAAGGGUCAACUUUGGAGGAUGCCAAUGAGGAGGAGACAAUGGACUGGUCAGCUCCAGAGAUUGAUUCUCCAGACAAGAAGUCUGGAAGAUUGGACAUCAAGAUGCAAGAUGUCAUUGUGGCCACGUGUGCUGACGAUGGUCUUCUGAGACUCUGGAAACCACUGCAGGCAAAUGAGUUGGCAUCUCUGACUGGGCACUCCGACCGUGUGUUGUCAGUGGCUACAGACAAGUCUGGCAAUGUCUGCAGCUGUUCAUUAGACAAAUCAGUGAGACUUUGGACCCCACAGCUGAGUGAGGAACGUGUCAUCGGGCGCCAUAAUGCUGACGUCACCUUUUGUGUAGCCUCUCCAGACAGCUCUACUGUUCUCACAGGAAGCCGGGAUGGUAUCGUGAAGAUAUGGACCUUGGACCCUGUCACCAAUGAGAGAACAUGCUCCUACAGCUUCAAGGCCCAUGAAAAAUCAGUGAAUGCUGCCUGUUUUGUGAACCGACACAGUAGCAAGUUUGCCACGGGUUCUGAUGAUGCCACUAUCAUCGUAUGGGACAUCAUAAAGAGAAGAGAUACCUUCCUAGUCAAGAAAGGAAAGGUGUUCACUGUCCUGACACCUGUGACAGCCCUGGCCUGGAAUGACAAGUACCCAUCCAAGUCUGGACUUACCUUUUUCUCUGCGGAAUGGGAUGGCACCAUCAACGUUUGGAACACAGACUACGGCAAACCUGUCAAUACAAUUAGGAACCCAGCAACAGGUGGCUUCUACAACAGUUGGUCAACCAGACUGACCUUCUCUGACCAGGAGCUUCUGACUGCAGGCACGGACAGCAAGGUCGACAUCUUGGAUGUCAGACCAGUACUGCAAGUUAAGUACAGUAGUCCAGUGACCAAACUGAUGAUGGUGCUUGUGGAUAGCUCCGAGCUAGACAAACAUGUUCCUCCUCACAAACGUACCAAGACAUGGGUGUUAGAUGUCAUGCAAAGGGGGACAACUGUGUACUGCGUUGACUCCAAGGGGCAGAUAACUGUGGCAAACAGAAACCAAGCACCUGACACAUGGAAAACAGUAAAGAUUCAUGCGGAGGCCAUCACCAGCAUCAUGGCGGUGGCUGGAUGUAUCUUCACAGCGUCCGCUGACCACACAGUGAAAGUGUGGACGGAAGAUCUGACUCAGAUUGGUCAGUUCUUCUGUCCAGCACCUGUGACCAGCAUGACACUUGCCGGAACGGUCAGCAGGUGCCCCGAGUGUGUCCCCCUGAUGUGUGGUGACCAACUGGGCAACGUCCAUCUCCUCACAUGGCGGCAGUGAAGUGACCACACCACACUAGCUGCACUGUCUUCUACUUAAACUUUCCUGUUGUUGUAGUCUUCACAGCUAUACCAUGUCUUCACUUCAAUUCGUUUCAAAUUAAUUUCUUUACAUCUUUAUCCUCAACUUGUUAAUCAUUUAGCAAUACUCCUUUGAAGAACCUGAAUGUUUUUGAAAAGUUGGCGUGUAAAUAAUUGUCGUCAUGGUUGGUAUCGAGUCUAUUUGUUUGGCAUGUAUUGCAUCUCUUAAAUAUAUCUCCUAAUGUCAAGUCUAUAUUUUCGCUAGUACAAUGUAGUAUUAUUGAAUAUAACUUUACAUUGAUUUUUUUAUUUAAGAAUUGUUAUGAUUAUGUUUCAUUCAGUUGAAGAACAAUAGUGAAAACAAUGCACAUCCUUCCUUUGUGUUUAGCCAUGAAUUGUUUAACUGGUACUCCUAAUUAAGCAAUGUAAAUACAAUGUAAAUAUGUCAUAUAUAUCUCCUUAUGUAUGUACACUAUAACAAUGUGUUGUAUUUUUAUUAUUAUUUAUGUAAUGUAUCUGUAUGUUUGACAUGCUUUGAUGCUGUGUACACAAAUGAAUACACACCUAUCUUAGACAUUAGUAGGCAACAUUGCUUAAAAAAACACAUGUCUAGUUUCAAAGACUUAUGUAUGAACAAGUUAUAUUUGGCUGUGAAUGUGUAUUAAUAAAUAUAUCAUUGUAAAUACUGAAACAAUCAUUGUACAUACUGAAACAAUCAUUGUACAUACUGUCAUACCCAAACAUCUGUAACAUAUCCAUGGUAACCAUUAAUUAGUUUACUGUAGCUCUGUAUUUGUAAACUUGGUAGGAGUCAAGUUGUGUCACUUUUACACGCUUGCAGCAGUUAGCAUUAUACUAGUUAAGUUAUACUAGAUGCCGAUUAUGAGAAUGAAAUGAGGAUAAUCAAACUACAUUUCUGUACAGACAAUUUUGGUCAGAAUUAUGUAAUGUAUUUAUUAAUUAGAUAGUUUAAAAAAAUAGCUCAUCUAAGUCAGUAUUUGCUUGCUUACAGAACUAGUGGCUUGAUAUUUGCAUAUUGUAUAUAAUGUAUCUAUAUUCUAUGAUGUAUGCACUGUCUGAUGUGUGCUGUCAUAAGCUGAGACACGUACUUGUAUGGAAGAUAUUCAGUGUGGCCAGCGGCUGUCACUGCAGGGUUUUGUCACUGUUUUAGACAUAAUUAUAUUUCAUGUCAUGAAAAUGAAUGUUAAACCACAAGAU